Molecule: messenger RNA, 2225 nt
Organism: Cylas formicarius (sweet potato weevil)
Lineage: Eukaryota; Metazoa; Arthropoda; Insecta; Coleoptera; Brentidae
Product: bis(5'-adenosyl)-triphosphatase ENPP4-like
Exons: 5
Coding region: 140-1582 (480 amino acids)
Source: RefSeq, a predicted model, not a curated record
ACCGUUCCUGAAAAUCCGGGAGCUAAGUUCACCGGUAGGACAGACGAGAUUGACCAACUUUUCUAGGGUGCUGUCAUCUGUCGACUUUGACGCCGAAAGGCAAUAAACAACAAGAAAAAGUACCGUCAUUUAAAUAGACAUGUUCCUUCAAUUAAUUUCGUAUUCGCUGUUGAUUUGUUCGGUUCGUGGCGUAUCGAAGCACCCGGCCGUUAUAGUGGUCUCAUAUGACGGUUUUCGUUAUGAUUACGUGGAUACCGAAGACUUGCCCUACCUAAAACUAUUCCGACAACAAGGCGUUUACGCGGAGCGGUUGCAGAACGUGUUCCCCACAAAGACGUUUCCUAACCACCAUUCAAUCGCGACGGGCUUGUAUCCCGAAUCUCACGGGGUUAUAGGCAACAGUUAUUUUGAUAGCGCGAAAAACAAAGUCGAGAAAAUUGGCUACGACAUGUUCCAUUAUAACGAGGAAGUCGUGCCCAUAUGGAGGUGGAACGAAGAUGCGGAGGACGGACGGCACUCCGGGUCCAUGAUGUGGCCGGGCGGCGACUAUUCGUACCAGGGAAAGAAUAUUACCUACACCAAAUCUUUCCAAGUUGGCUACGACUGGCACAAAAGAGUUGACACUACUGUGGAAUGGAUUUUAAACCCGGAAAAACCUGCCAAUCUGGUUAUGCUUUAUUUUGAGGAACCCGACAACCACGAUCACGCUUUCGGACCCAGUUCGGCGACUAUUAAGAAGAUGCUCAAAAAGUUGGACAAUAUUACUGGUUAUUUGCAGCAAAAGCUACACGACAACGAUCUGUUGGACAAGGUAAACGUGGUACAUUUAAGUGAUCAUGGCAUGACUGGCGUAACUCCGCCCCAUUUCGUUAACAUAACCCAGUACAUGAAGAACGGCACCUACGAGUGGGCGGGCGCCAGCCCUGCCAUACAAAUCACCCCGCACACGGGUUUCGAGGACUCGAUUUACGAAGCGCUCGAAGCGGGUUCGAAAAAAAAUGGACAUUUUAAAGUGUACCGAAAAUCUGAGUACCUCGACAGGUGGCACUACAAAAACAACAGCAGGUCGCCCCCCAUUUUGGUAAUGGCCGACCCCGGGUACGCGCUAGACGAUUUGAUCGUAAACGCUCCUCUCUACGCGAGGCAUUACAAUUUUACCCUAACAAACUCCUCGGAAUUCGGCGUGCACGGCUACGAUUACACCGUAGACGACAUGAGGCCCUUUUUUAUGGCCAAAGGACCGUCGAUCCCGGCCCAGAAAAAAAUUGAAACUAUCAAAGUGGUGGAUUUGUUUAACUUGUUUUGCAGGCUACUAGGUUUACCACCGACAGCGAAUAACGGCACCACGGCCGCCAUAUUAACCGCGUCCGGCGGCAAAUACAAAGCCGGCACCAUACUCAUGAUUUCCGUGGGUGGGGUGCUUAUAGUCCUAGUUUUAGUAACCCUAGCGAUAGUUUUUACGCUCGUCGCGAUCAGGCGGCAGCAAAAUAUCACGACGGCGGCCGCCUUAAACAAACGGUUCCCCCAAUCUUUCCAGAACUACGUCGAGGCGCAGCACUUGCUCGAGCCUGAAGACGCCUAGUUUCUCUUUACCGUUAUUGUCGAACCGUUUUCGGUGUCGCUUGGCUCGAUAAUUUGAACGCUUUUUUGAUUUAUUCGAUCGACGCCGUCGAAGCGCUCAAAUAAUGAUCGUCUUUCAAUGAUCCGAACCUACGUCCACAAUUACGCCCAAAUAACGUCACUUAAUCAUUCGUUGUUAGACAAUAAUAUUAAGAUACUUGUUGAAAUGAUCUCUACUUCGUAACUUAAGUACGUGCCGCUGUUUGGGUCGCAAUUUUGCCAGCGUUCGCUAAAAAUUGAUCGUGUUGAGGUUAUGUGACGGUUUUUCUUCUUUCGGACGAUGCUGGCCGGCUGUCAUGACCCAAGCGCGCGUCUUAGGUUAGUCCACCGUUUUCUAAUCUCACAUUGGUUCCUGUAUCGUAGAAUUGCGUAGAUUAUAGAUCUAGAUUUUCAACGACAGAAUCUAGUCCAUUGUACGUUUUAAUUUCAUUAGGUCGUUAUUUCGUUUUGUUCUUGUUGCACUAGUCACGUGGCUUUGAGCCUUCAAUGCUUUGUGUUUUGCCCGUGUUGAAUCGAUUGGUUAUAGAGAUUUGCCAAACCGCCACGUGAACUUGGGUGAUAUUAGGCUUAGACGUUGUUACUGGUUGAGUAAAUAAACGCAUUGA